CAUUUAUAUAACUGCCAACUUUAUUCUUUCGUAUUUCGCUCCUUUUUUCACUCUUCCAACUUCCAACGCUACACUAAAACUUCUCUAUCCUUAUGGCUCUCCACACAACUUCUGGAAACACUGCUACGGCCCUUGGAGCAGCCCAUCGACGUGAAAUGGUACCCCCGUUAACGUUCCACUACACCGCAACCACAACGACGACGACAGCGACCGCAGCGGACGCGAUCGACUUCCUUACACAGUUUCCGUAUCACGGUGGCAACGGUUCUCUUCACUAUGACAACGAUGAGACAAAAGGACCAUCAGGGCCUGCUUGUCUUGGUGGCGACACACAGCAGGCAGAAAAGGAGGGUGAAUGGUUACCAAAUGGAUGGACGAUCGGCAGCCGACGACGGUCCCUGCUUGAACUUGAAACUAAUAUCCGCACGUUGGGGGAGUUGUACCGAACCCUUUCGGACAUUCGCAACCAGCUGCCGAGCCCAGUGGCUACGGCCAUGGAGCAGCAAGCAAAGACGACGAGCACCACUACAUGCUGUGAUACCAACGCAGUGGGAAGUGAGCCGAUGAUUCCGUAUGGUGGCGGUGCGGGUGAGGACACGCCGGCGAGCAUCAUCAGCAGUCCGGGGACCUUUCAGUACUUUGCACAGCAGCUGUGCCAGUAUCCACCCUCGGUGUUUGAUGACUUGGUCCGACUGCAUCUCAAAUGUACUUCCUAUUUGCGUAUCGACAAAACUCGGUUUUUAGAAUCUUAUUAUCAAGGGAAGAUCCACCCAGCGCUGAUCUGCGCCCUGUAUGCGUAUAGCGCCAUCCACGCCAUGAUCUGUCACCCCGAUAAGUUUGGCAUUUAUCCAUUCAUGGACCAGCUUGCACGCGAUUGCUACCGACUCGCACACGAACUUGUAGAAUUCGACUGCUGCAGUAAAACGACGAUCGAAACACUAGUCUUGAUGCAUCUUUAUUUGGUCGCCACAGGCGACACCCAAGACAACCACCGGAACUUGCUGUCUCUCGCAGAGAGACAUACCCACAUGCUACUGAGCCAGGAGAAAAAGAACAGCAGCGGACAACAGGAUUUGAGACGACUACGGGCGUGGAUGCUGCAGGCUGACCUAUUGUUUGCAAUGCGGACAUUGACAUCACCGGUGAUACAAUACACGAUUGAUGAACACGAUGAUAACGACGACAACGAUCGUGUACGACGCUGGCUUGGAUUGCAGCAGAGUAAUUCACAGAACAUAGACGAACGACUACAAGUGCAGGAGCUCGAGAUUGAAAUCGAAGGACUCUUGCGCAUCACUGGCGGUGGCUACCAGCAGGGCGGGUCUUCACUGGAUAGAUGGCGGGAAAAAGUCCGCAAAACAUUUCGGUACAAUCAGCUGAACUCGCUCGAGGAUCGCUGCGCGCUUCGCUUGCAUGCCAUCUAUUUUGCGGGAAAACUGCAGCGGCAUCAGUCGGAAAUGAUGCAGGCGUUCGCAAGGCAUCAUGGUGAGCGGAUUCGGGAUCGUGGAUGGACAGACUAUUUCCAUGAACCAACGUCGCCAUCCACAGCGGACCAGGUCGAGACGGCAUUGAUGGAGAGUAUGCGCGCAGGAUUUGGACUAGUCAAGGUUGUAUGGACAUUUUUUCAAGCAAACGAUCGUUGCAUGAUCAUCGAGCUGCUGGAUACGCUGUCUGCUGCUUUCUCGGUGCUAUAUUUUGGAAACAAGAUGGUACAGCAUGUACAGAUACCUUGCCGUGAUGGAAUGAUCGGAUUAGUAGAUGCAUUUGCACGCUCACCCUCCAUGAUGCAGUGUCUCGGCAUUCGGCAGUUUGUGGAAAAAUGGAGUCCUGCUUUAAACGAGGCAGUAUCCGUCAACGAAAAGUAGUUUAUUUUUUUUUUUGCCGCCUCUUUAUUUUGCUUUCUUUUAUAUCAACAACUAUUUCUAAUGUGUACAGUACGCAUAUAGUAAUCAUUAGAAAACUGUCAAUAAUAGUAUACCAGAACAUGGCACGCAGCAGUGCAGUACUUUAUCUUAAAUUCUUAUAUCUUG
Zychaea mexicana is the source of this 2030-nucleotide messenger RNA. RefSeq lists its product as uncharacterized. NCBI's taxonomy places the organism in Eukaryota, Fungi, Mucoromycota, Mucoromycetes, Mucorales, Lichtheimiaceae. The coding region runs from base 93 to 1865 and encodes 590 amino acids. The transcript has 4 exons. The record is from RefSeq and is a predicted model, not a curated record.